This is a messenger RNA of Hevea brasiliensis (rubber tree), 3833 nucleotides long. RefSeq names its product putative calcium-transporting ATPase 13, plasma membrane-type. Gene Ontology annotation, molecular function: ATP hydrolysis activity; ATP binding; P-type calcium transporter activity. The record is from RefSeq and is a predicted model, not a curated record. The transcript has a single exon. Gene Ontology annotation, cellular component: membrane; intracellular membrane-bounded organelle. Gene Ontology annotation, biological process: calcium ion transmembrane transport. Lineage: Eukaryota; Viridiplantae; Streptophyta; Magnoliopsida; Malpighiales; Euphorbiaceae. The coding region runs from base 702 to 3716 and encodes 1004 amino acids.
UGGACUGUCAUCCGAAUAAUAUUCCAAGAUUUCAUUCUUCCAAUUUAUAAUCCAAGUUAAAACUCUUAUUCCUCUGUCUGAAUAUCACCAUUCUUUCUUCCUUUGGUCGUUAUUGAGAUCCAAUACAAUCUCUACUUUUGGGUAAGUUUUUGCACUCAAUUUCCUUAUUUAAUUCUGAUAUAAAGUUCAUUUGAGAUAACAAUAAUAAUAUAUAUUUCUUGACAAUUUAUAUAUCGUGAUAUAAUUAGCUAAUAGUAUAAGGUCGAUUUCACGCCUGCCUAUAGCUAAGAAGAUGAAGUUGGUUCGCUUAAAUUUCUAGUUCAAUUUUUGCCCAGUUUAUUUUCUUUCAUAGCUACACUAGUUUCUUCAUAUUCUAUAAAUAAGCAUUUUAUAAUCACAUUCGUUGGUCCUCAAAUCCUUUUUAACAAAGUGAGGUUUAUAAUUUUUUUAACAAAAUGUAUUUAUUUAUCUUGUCAUUGCUCAUCAAGUUAAUAAUUCAAUGAUUGAAUGUUUAUCCCAUGUUACGUAAAGAUGAGAAUUUAAAUAUGUAUUUAUCUUAAAUUAUUUAUUGUAAAUCUUUCCGCCUCUUCUAUAUAAUUUUGUUUUAAAAAAAUUAAAAAAAAAAAAAUCCUUGCUCCCAUCUUAUAGAAGUCCAUAAUCCUUUUAUUUUGGUUUUCAUUUCCUCCAUUUAAUUUGAAAGAAUGUCUUUUGUUUUGCUUGAUGUCCCUACCACCUUGAGCAAAUCCUGCAAAAGACGGCAUUUAGCGUUUCUCGCUAUUUAUUGCUCUAGAACCAUAUACUCUCUAGCCAAGAAAAGGGCCAGCAAAAUUUCCCUAUCUCCAUCUUACACUGUACUAAAUAUUAAGCCCGAUCGCAACUACUUCAAUCUUGAUCAAGAUAGUCUCACUGAGCUCGUGAAAACGAAAAAUCUCAACAAGCUACUGCGCACAUUUGGAGGCACUGAUGGAGUAGCUUCUGCUAUUCAUACAAACGUAGAGGAUGGCAUAUAUGGCGGCGCAGAGGACAUCGCCCAACGGCAGGAAGCAUUCGGUUCCAACACGUAUAAGAAACCGCCAUCAAAGAGCUUUUUCCAUUUUGUGGUAGAAGCUUUCAAAGAUCCAACCAUUGCUAUUCUCUUGGGCUGUGCAGCGCUUUCUCUUGGCUUCGGCAUUAAGGAACACGGUCUGAAGGAAGGUUGGUAUGAUGGCGGCAGCAUUUUUGUUGCUGUGUUUCUUGUCAUCGCUGUCUCUGCUGUAAGCAAUUACAGGCAAAAUAGACAAUUUGACAAGUUGUCCAAAGUCAGCAGAAAUAUCCAAAUUGAUGUUGUGAGACGAGGUCGGCGACAACGGGUUUCAAUAGUUGAACUUGUUGUCGGAGAUGUUGUCUGCCUCAACAUUGGAGACCAAGUCCCUGCUGAUGGAUUGUUCAUAGGUGGGCAUUCCUUGCAAGUUGACGAAUCCAUCAUGACAGGGGAAAGCGAAAAUGUCCAAGUUAAUCACAACGAAAAUCCUUUCCUCUUCUCCGGCACCAAGGUUGCUGAUGGCUAUGGCAGAAUGCUCGUUACAUCAGUAGGAAUGAACACUACAUGGGGUAAAAUGAUGAGCCAUAUCAGCAGCGACACCAAUGAGCAGACACCUUUGCAGGAGAGGCUUAAUGAGCUGACCUCAUCAAUAGGCAAGGUCGGCCUGGCUGUUGCUUUCCUUGUUCUUGUAGUCUUGUUGGUUCGCUACUUCACAGGGAAUACACAAGAUGAGAAUGGUAAUAAAGAGUUCAAUAGCAGCAAGACAAAGGCAGAUGAUAUAGUGAAUGCUGUGGUGGGAAUUGUAGCAGCUGCAGUCACAAUUGUUGUAGUUGCAAUCCCAGAAGGAUUGCCAUUGGCUGUUACACUCACUCUGGCUUUUUCGAUGAAGAGAAUGAUGGCUGAUCAAGCGAUGGUGAGGAAGCUCUCUGCAUGUGAGACUAUGGGCUCUGCCACCACAAUUUGUACCGAUAAAACUGGCACUCUUACAAUGAACCUGAUGAAGGUAACAAAAUUUUGGCUAGGCCUCGAUUCAAGUGAACAGAGCACCACUUCUUCAAUUUCCCCAUAUGUUAUUGAAUUGAUCAAACAAGGAGUUGCCUUCAACACAACAGGCAGUGUCUACAGAGCUACUCCAGAAUCUGAAUUUGAGUUCUCAGGUAGCCCCACAGAAAAAGCAAUUCUUUCUUGGGCCACCCAGUACUUGGAAAUGGAUAUGGUGGAUAUGAAACAGAGUUGUACAAUUCUCCACGUUGAGGCCUUCAACUCAACAAAGAAAAGGAGUGGGGUCCUGAUGAGGAAAAUGCUAGAUAACACAAUCCAUGUGCACUGGAAAGGAGCUGCAGAGAUGAUGUUAGCAAUGUGCUCAAGUUACUAUGCUCCUUCCGGUAAAAUUAAAGAUCUGGGUGAUAGUGAAAGGAACAUUUUCAAGCAAAUAAUUCAAGGCAUGGCGGCUGGCAGCCUUCGUUGCAUUGCAUUUGCACAUAAACAAAUAUCACAAAACCAUUGUGAAAAUGGAAUACAAGAGAGCAAGCUCAUAGAGGACAACUUGACCCUCCUAGGACUGGUAGGUAUAAAGGACCCAUGUAGACCUGGCGUGAAGAAAGCUAUUGAAGAUUGUCGACAUGCUGGAGUGAACAUCAAAAUGAUCACAGGUGACAAUGUUUUCACAGCAAGAGCUAUAGCCAUUGAAUGUGGGAUACUCAAGCCUGAUCAAGAUAUGUUCAGUGGAGCAGUAGUAGAUGGGGAAGAAUUUCGAAACUAUACACCUGAUGAAAGAAUGGAGAAAGUUGAUAGCAUAUGCGUGAUAGCGAGAUCUUCUCCUUUUGACAAACUUCUCAUGGUUCAUUGCCUCAAACAAAAGGGCCAAGUGGUGGCAGUCACUGGGGAUGGCACUAAUGAUGCACCAGCAUUGAAGGACGCAGAUAUUGGACUGUCUAUGGGAAUUCAGGGCUCUGAAGUAGCAAAGGAAAGCUCAGACAUUGUCAUUUUGGACGAUAAUUUUGCUUCUGUGGCCACAGUUUUGAUGUGGGGAAGAUGUGUCUACACCAAUAUACAAAAAUUUAUUCAGUUCCAGCUCACCGUAAAUGUUGCGGCCCUCGUAAUCAAUUUCGUGGCAGCGGUUUCAGCUGGUGAAGUUCCAUUGACAGCAGUCCAGCUACUGUGGGUGAAUUUGAUCAUGGACACACUUGGUGCUCUGGCUCUGGCUACAGAACAACCAACCAAAGAGCUCAUGGAUAAACCGCCCGUGGGCAGAACUGAGCCACUUAUCACCAACAUUAUGUGGAGGAAUCUAUUGGCACAAGCUUUGUAUCAGAUAGUUGUUCUCUUGACACUUCAAUUCAAAGGCGAAUCCAUUUUUGGAGUGGCAGAGAGGGUAAAGGACACUCUGAUCUUCAAUACUUUCGUUCUGUGCCAAGUGUUUAAUGAAUUCAACGCAAGGAAGCUGGCGAAGAAGAAUGUGUUCAAGGGGAUACAUAAGAACAAGUUGUUCUUGGGUAUCAUUGGGGUAACCAUAGUCCUUCAGGUGCUGAUGGUGGAGUUUCUGAAGAAGUUCGCAGACACAGAGAGGUUGAAUUGGGGCCAAUGGGUUGCAUGCAUUGGUAUGGCAGCCGUCUCCUGGCCAAUUGGUUGGGUUGUCAAGAGUUUACCUGUGCCGGAGAAACCCAUAUUCAGCUAUAUCAAGCGGAGGAAAUAGAAUUUCUAAUGUUAUUCUUUUUUCUUGGGAUAAAUAAAAGUUCGGAUUAUCAUUUCCUGUAUUGAUCUUAUAAUUUCGUGUAAGAAAAUGUUGUAUUUACAUCAGAUUUUAAAUUUU